UUAGAGAAUUUGUCGUUUAUCUUGGCUAAGUUUUCUAUUUAAGUAGUCUCCUUCUAAGCAUCCUUUACCAUUGAUUGUGAGGAAGGAUGUGGAUUAUUGCUUUGUGCUUAAUAUCUUUAGUAGUGAUAUGGAUUACCCAUUGGGUGCAUAAAUGGGGAAACCCUAAGGGGAAGGGGAGACUACCUCCUGGUUCCAUGGGAUUCCCAAUUAUUGGGGAGACAAUACAGUUCUUUGCCCCUCACACUAAGUGUGAUGUCCCACCAUUCUUCAACAAGAGAACGGCAAGAUAUGGGGCACUGUUUCGAACUAGUCUAGUAGGUCAGCAAAUAGUAGUAUCAACUGAUCCUGAGAUUAAUUACUACAUCUUCCAACAAGAAGGAAAAUAUUUCCAGUGCUAUUACACAGAGAGCUUCCUCAAGAUUCUUGGAGAUCAAAGUCUGCUUCAAUAUCAUGGGUUGUUCCAUAAGUAUCUCAAGAACCUCAUUUUGAAGCUCACUGGCCGUGAAAACUUAAAAGAAACGCUGCUUCACGAAAUGGAUGGACAUACUAGUAGGUCUAUGCACUCAUGGGCUAGCCAUGGCAACGUCGAUGUCAAGGAUGGAAUUGCAGAGAUGAUUUUUGAGUAUUUUGCCAAGAAAUUGUUUAGCUAUGAUGACAAAGAGGGCUUGAAGAAAUUGCGAGCGAACUACAAAGCUUUCUUGAAUGGGCUUAUCUCAUUUCCUUUGAAUAUUCCCGGAACAGCUUACUAUGCUUGUAUGCAGGGACGUAAAAAUGUAGUAAAGGUGAUUAAGGAUGCCUUCAAAGAGAGGAAACAAUCGCAAGUGCCCCAGCAUGAUUUUUUGGAUCAUUUACUUGAGGAAGUGAAGAAGGAAGGAACAUUUCUAACGGAGGAAAUUGCUAUGGACUUGGUCUUUGUGCUUCUCUUUGCUACUUAUGAGACUACCUCUACAGCAGUCACAUUUGCCACAAAGUUUCUCGCUGAGCAUCCUUCGGCGCUUGCAGAACUCACGCAAGAGCACGAGACAAUUCUAAGAAGCAGAGAGAACGAGGAGUCUGAAAUGACAUGGGAGGAAUAUAAAUCGAUGACUUUUACGCAUAUGGUUAUCAAUGAAACAGUUCGCUUGGCCAAUAUUGCACCAAUGAUUCUUAGAAGAGUGACUAAAGAUGUUGAGUUGAAGGGAUAUAUAAUUCCAGAAGGUUGGCUUGUUAUGGUCUCUACAUUGUCGACUCAUUUGGAUCCUGAUAUGCAUAAGGACCCCCUUGCAUUCAAUCCAUGGCGGUGGGAGGGACAAGAAUUGCAUGCUGGGUCUAAGAAUUUCAUGGCUUUUGGUGGGGGUGUGAGACUGUGUGUUGGAGCUGACUUUGCUAAGCUACAAACUGCCAUUUUUCUCCAUCAUUUGGUCACAAAGUACAGGUGGAAAAUAACUGGAGGAGGGGACAUAGUUCGAAGAUCAUCUUUGUCAUUUCCAAAUGGAUUGCACAUCCAAAUCUCACAAAAAAACCUCAUCUAAAAAUCAAAAUUGCUUUUGAAAGAAAGCAAUAUAUCAUGUUAAUUAUGAUUGUCGUUUCAGAUUGUACCAAACAUUGGGUUUUCAUCUUGUAUGAAUAAUGGGCUUAAUUACUUACCUUAGCUUGUGGGCUUUGUGAAGAUGUCAAUUCUAGUAUACAAAUCAUUAUUGCAUAUUGUGAAAA
Molecule: messenger RNA, 1692 nt
Organism: Camellia sinensis
Lineage: Eukaryota; Viridiplantae; Streptophyta; Magnoliopsida; Ericales; Theaceae
Source: RefSeq, a predicted model, not a curated record